CAGAUGCCAGAGAAUGUCCAAAAACACGUUUUUUAAAACCGCGCAAUGUGGCAAACUGGUGUGCAGAGUGCGCGAGUGUCGCUUGAUGCCUUAUCGCGCCGCGUUCGGUAGGCGCGGGGUAGCGUCAGUGUUCAGUGAUAUCCCUUGUGAGCCACUAGUGCGUCUCUACGCCGCAAUUCAUUGUCAGCACAUUCAAGCUGAUCUAUUUCUUAAUUCAAGUGAUAAAAUGAGUAAAUUUUCUCAAUACCAGAAUCGGAUGGACAAAUCUCGGGUGCCGAAGCUCCUCCAAAUUAUGGGCCUCGAGGCCAUACGGGAGGUUCUACGACACAUGGAACUGGCCUUAAUGAAGUCCAGUGAUUUGGAGUUCAAACUCUCCACGGAACCGACUUCAGUAGAAGAGGCCCUUCAAAAUCACGAAGAAGUUGUGACUCUCCUCAACGACAUGGAAAACCAGAUAAAAUGCCGGACCGCUUUGAUGAAAAAGAACGCAGGAAUAUACCUAAAACUCGGAAAUGAACAGCCAGUAUCUCAGAUUUCGGACUCGAAUGUCAAACCCAGCCCACUUUCUGCCAUGCGCAUGGUGCGUGUGCGGUACAGCACCGAGGAUGAGGGCUUCAAAUCUUCCACUCAAGAAAUCGGAGAUGUCGAAGAUCUUGGAGACGCCCCAAAUUCAGGAGUGGAGGAGUCCUCGAAUUCAGACUCUUCAGAGUCGGAAGUAGAGUCAGAAGAAGAGUCAGUCUCGAAUCCAGUCGAAAAACGGAAGUACGACAGCACGUCAUCCGGAGAGCAAACAGCAGUGCCCAGCGAGGCCUGGGAAUCGGAACCCGAGAAGACGAAAUUAAAAAAUAAAAUUAAAAAAUACAAAAAAAGGAGACUUGAUCGAACUAGGGGAACCGCACUACCGAAAACUUGUCACGAGGUGCCUACGAAACGCGAACCCUCACCCUCGCUCGAAUUCAGAUUCCCGACGAUCGAUCCGUCCCUCGUCGAAAUCUCGGAGGAGUCGGAAGAAGAAGUCGAGAGCAAGAAACCAACAGGUCGGCGGAACAUUCGGAAGAUCAUGUCCCCCGAAGAGAUGGCCAUCGAGUCCAGACGCGCAGAACGCGAUGAGGAGGAGCGAAGAACGCGACUCGCCGAGCGACAGGAGGCACUCGCAGAGUUGCACCGAGAACGAACAACCCAAGUGUUGGACGUCGACAAGGUGACGAAGGAAAUCAGGGUCCAAGUCGACCCGGCUCUCGUCCGGAGCAUGAGCGAACACCAGAAGGACGGCGUGAGGUUCAUGUGGAACGCCUGCUUCGAGUCCGUCGAGCAGGUCAAGUCCACGCCUGGUUCGGGUUGCAUCGUCGCCCAUAGUAUGGGGCUCGGAAAGUCUCUCCAGAUCGUCGCUCUGGCCCAUACCGUCAUCAAGCACCCCACCUUGAACCUGAACAAGAUCCUGAUCGUGUGCCCGAAGUCGGUGAAGCUGAAGUGGGGCGACAAGUUCGCGAGGUGGCAGACGAGCGUUACAGAAAAAAUCGACGUUUUUGAUUUGACCUCCUACGAGGACGUCGAAACGAGGGAGCGGCACUUGCGGAGGUGGCAGGAGCAGGGCGGGGUGAUGAUCCUGGGAUACCAAGAGUUCCGGUCGCUCGUCCUCCCCAAAACCUCCCAGUGGCACGAAGAAGCCUAUUAUAAAAUCCGCAAGCACCUGGUGAACCCAGGUCCAGACGUGGUCAUCUUCGACGAGUGCCACGUCCUGAAAAACAACAAAAGAGGAACUACCAAGGCAGUCGAGAUGUUGAGGACGUCCCGGCGGAUAUUGACAACGGGAGCCCUUUUGAAAAACCUCCUAUCGGAGGUGUAUAAUUUGAUAAAUUUAGUCAAGCCCCAUUUCCUGGGGGAUAAAGUCGAGUUCAACAACCGAUUUUUGAACCCCAUCAUGAACGGGCAGUUGUGGGACUCGACUAAGAAGGACACGGAAUUCAUGAGAAACAGGCUCCACGUCCUGCGAGAAAAGCUCGAGGGAGUCGUGCUUUUCCCAGACUCGAAGUUCUUCGAGCGGAUCCUCCCGGAAAGGCACGAGCACGCGAUCAAAAUCAGGAUGUCGCAAACGCAGAUCCAGACCUAUCGGUGGUGGGCCGAUAGCGUCGACGAUCGUCAUCUAAACAGAGGGGAAUUGUUGGAGAAAGCGAUCAUGUUGAGCCAGAUAUGCAACCACCCCAAGAUCGCUUUCGAAGGCCCGUCCGGUGAGAUUCAAGCCCUGAGGGUGACAGGGCUAGGUCUGAGCAGCAUCGGGCCCAGCCCAAAGGUUAAACUGUUCCUCGAGAUUCUGAAGAAGUGCUCCGAGAGCGGGGAUAAGCUCGUGGUCUUCUCGCAGUUUCUGCAGACUCUAGACUUGCUCGAGUGUUUCCUCAAACGCUCGGGUUGGACUCCAGGGGACGACUAUUUCCGUCUGGACGGAAGGUCCUCCCUGGAGGAUCGUCGUCGGUGCUGUCGCAUUUUCAACUCGGAAAAUAGAAAAGCCAGACUUUUCUUCCUGACGACAGGAGAGGUCAGUUUGGGAUUGAACCUGACGGCUGCGAACAGGAUGAUCAUCUUCGACGCGCAUUGGAACCCGUCGGUCGACUCACAGUGCGCCUCCCGAAUCUGUAGAUUCGGACAGACGAAACCGUGUCAUAUCUACAGAUUCAUCAUGAAAGGCACGAUCGAGGAGAAGAAAUACGAGCAGCAGGUGUCCAAGGUAUCCCUCUCGACUCGCAAGAAGUUGCACGAUCCGCAGCAACUGGAAUACAAUUUUGAUUACGGCGAGCGAACCGUGUCGGUGACUCCGCGGGACGAGAUAUUGCAGGGAUUGCUGCAUCACGACUUCAUCGAUUUCGUCGAAGAGGUUCCUCCACUUUCCUGUGUGUUUCUCGACUGAUUGAAAGGUCUUGGACAAAAGAAAUGUUUUUCACCGUGGCUAUCAUGGACAACGGGCCAGUUGCGCUAGUCAGAGGAUCAUAUGGAUUGCAUUUUGCGAAAAGGAACCACUAGCAUUGCGCAAUAUUGC
Bemisia tabaci is the source of this 3031-nucleotide messenger RNA. Its product is annotated as transcriptional regulator ATRX homolog. Lineage: Eukaryota; Metazoa; Arthropoda; Insecta; Hemiptera; Aleyrodidae. Gene Ontology annotation, cellular component: nucleus. Gene Ontology annotation, molecular function: ATP binding; ATP hydrolysis activity. The record is from RefSeq and is a predicted model, not a curated record.